AUGCCAGUAAGACGGGUGAAGACUGGUUGCCGCACGUGUAGAAUCCGCCAUGUCAAAUGCGACGAGGUGCGGCCGGCCUGUCGACGAUGCGUAUCCACGGGACGGGUAUGCGAUGGCUACGGCAUAUGGGCCGGCGGAGGCAACCGGUACGGCGAUCCCACUCUCAACCCGGACGCUCGCCGUUCUGGAAUGAUCCCGCUUCUCACCAGGGCCCUGGCUACCUUUCGUGCGGUGAGCGUCGAGGAGCAGCGCUGCCUUGACUGGUUCCUGCAUCGUUCAGCCAGGAAACUUCCCGGUGCAUUCAUCUCGUCAUUUUGGACAACCGCCUUACUCCAGGUCGCGGCGGCCGAACCGGCGGUGCUUCAUGGUGUCUUGGCGUUGAGCGCAGCUCAUGAGCAUGAUGGGUGUAAUGUCCGGCCACGGUCGGAUGUUCCGGAUAAGAAGGAACAGGUCAUGCUGCGCCAGUAUAACAAGGCUAUCCGUCAUCUGCUGCCGCUCUUCUCCGCGGAUCGCGGGACGGCUGACCAAGUUGCUCUGAUAGCCUGCUUGCUCUUUGUGUUUCUGGAAUAUAUCCGUGGCCAUUACAUGUCAGGCGCGAUGCACCUUCGGAACGGGAUACAGCUGAUUCGACAACGCCAGCGCUCCUCAGUUACGGCCGUCGGUGCGCCCUGCAAUGAGCUGGAUGAUUGCAUCCUAGAGACGUUUGUCAGGGUCCAAGUCUCAACUGCACUCUUGGAGCAGGAUCUUUGCCAGCUCUCGCUCGAAUCCUUGGUGUCCACCCCUGCGAUUCCGGGUCCCAUCUUCCAGUCGAUCGAACAAGCGAGACUGUCUCUGGACCUGUUGCUUGGUCGGGUUCUCAAGCUCUCUGAGCAGUGGCACCAUUACGGGCUUGAUGUUCCUUCACAGGUGGAUAAGGAUCUGUCUGAACUGUGCGAUGCUCAGCGGCACAUUCAAACAACAUUGUUGUCUUGGUUCACAACAUACAAGGUCUCAACCUCCAGCCUGCGUGGGCGACUUACUCCCCGAGAAACCAUCGCCUACGAGCUGCUGAGCGUUUACCACACAAUGGCGACAAUCAUGGCGGCCACGUCUUGUCGGACAACUGAGUCGGCUUUUGACUCCCACCUGCCGGGCUUUGUUUCGAUCAUAACUCAGAUGAUCGACUCUUGGGUCACAACUGUCCCUCGUGUGCAGCGCUUGGAUGAGCAUCUGGCGCACGGACCCGAGAUGACUGCCUCCAUCUCCGACGUUGGAUGCAUCCCGCCGCUGUAUUUCACGGCGCUCAAGUGUCGUAACCACCGGGUCAGGACGCAGGCCGCCAAGCUCAUCAACAUCGUCCCGCACAAGGAAGGAAUAUGGGAUGCUAUGCUGAUGUCAGACGUGGCCUGGGAGGCCAUAUCGGUUGAGGAAGGUGCAUUUUACGUCAACCUGCCCGCUUGCGGCAGCGACUUCGACGUGCUCACCCUUCCCACCGAGACCGACCUCCUCACACCCCUGCUCCCCGAAGCGCAGAGAAUUUGCGAGUUCAAAGUCCAACUGCCAACGGAUCCGGAUGGCAAACUCAUCUUAACCGGCAGUCGAAGACGAAAUAAUCGCCCUGUGGAUACGGUGAGCAGGGAAUACAACAUCCAAACUAGAUGUUGGACGGAUUUAAACGGUUCUACUACUACUUGCUGA
This is a messenger RNA of Canariomyces notabilis, 1677 nucleotides long. RefSeq lists its product as uncharacterized. The coding region runs from base 1 to 1677 and encodes 558 amino acids. Gene Ontology annotation, biological process: regulation of DNA-templated transcription. Lineage: Eukaryota; Fungi; Ascomycota; Sordariomycetes; Sordariales; Chaetomiaceae. The record is from RefSeq and is a predicted model, not a curated record. Gene Ontology annotation, molecular function: DNA-binding transcription factor activity, RNA polymerase II-specific; zinc ion binding. The transcript has 2 exons.